This is a messenger RNA of Achroia grisella, 561 nucleotides long. Its product is annotated as WAS/WASL-interacting protein family member 1-like. NCBI's taxonomy places the organism in Eukaryota, Metazoa, Arthropoda, Insecta, Lepidoptera, Pyralidae. The transcript has 2 exons. The record is from RefSeq and is a predicted model, not a curated record. Bases 1 to 561 code for a protein of 186 amino acids.
AUGGUUAAUCGACGAUUGAGAAUAUUUUCCGCAUUUCUGUUCGUUUUGCAGAUUUUCAAAGCGAACUGCCAAUAUGCUCCAGUAACCUCCACAUCCGUACCAAUAGCUAAUACACCUUCACAAAUCGGCCAGUUGAUUUUACCAGCUGUUAUCGAACCUACGGCCCAAACUGUAUCCCAAUUCCAAGUACCUAUGCCAUUCCCUUCACCGCCAUGUUCAUUUCCACCGCCACCUUGCUUCCCAUCUCCACCCAUGAAUCUUCCGAAUUAUCAAAACCAACCACCACAAGUUAUUAUAUUGGAUGAUGGUAGUUCUAACAAUAAUAUGGAUCUACUGUAUCUCCUCCUAAUAGCUUCUAAAGGAGGUGGUCUGUUUGGCGGGAACAGCGGUGGAUGUGGCAACGGAGGCGGAUGCGGAUGUGGGGGCAGAUGUGGAGGUAACUGCGGAUAUGGAUACUAUAGCGGCGGCGUUGGAUGCGACAACGGAGUCAUGUCAUACGUGCCACCAAUAUCCUUGACUAUCACAACCGCAUCAUCUGAUAGCGAAAGUCAAUCAUCAUAA